Messenger RNA from Papilio machaon (common yellow swallowtail), 1548 nucleotides. RefSeq names its product solute carrier family 35 member F6 (gene Tango9). Gene Ontology annotation, molecular function: pyrimidine nucleotide-sugar transmembrane transporter activity. Lineage: Eukaryota; Metazoa; Arthropoda; Insecta; Lepidoptera; Papilionidae. The record is from RefSeq and is a predicted model, not a curated record. Bases 374 to 1489 code for a protein of 371 amino acids. The transcript has a single exon. Gene Ontology annotation, cellular component: Golgi membrane; intracellular membrane-bounded organelle. Gene Ontology annotation, biological process: pyrimidine nucleotide-sugar transmembrane transport.
GAAAGGGGCGAAGGGCGAACAAACAUUAUCAAACAAUGCUUUGAAGUUUGAACUGACUGAAUUUGUUUUCAUACAGAUAUAAUAUAACUCUUUGUUUGCUUUGUUCAGUCGUGUGUGUUUAAUUUCGCUUAUAUGUUUUUUUUGCAUUUUUUUAUCGGUCUCUUAUCUAAUAAGAAUAUUACUCAAUAAAACAAUAGCAGAGGGUGCCCAGCUGUUCGCAUAGCACACAACGUCCACGUCAAGGUAACAACAAUAAUAACUCAACAUUAUUCGUCACCAAAAGCCGACCAGUGGCCAUAUUUAAAUGAGAACUGUAUAACAUAAUUUUUGGAGUACUUCAUUUGAAUCUUGCUUUGUCUAUCAAAGAUCCAAAAUGGCAUGGACAGGAUAUCAAAAAUUUCUUGCUUUAAUGAUGGUCAUAACUGGCUCUAUCAAUACCCUCAGUACCAAAUGGGCGGAUAAAUUGGAAUCCAAAGGUUCUGAUGGAGAAAUUAGGCCAUUCAAUCAUCCAUUCCUUCAAGCAGCCACAAUGUUUUUGGGAGAGAUAUUGUGCUUAGUGACAUUUAAAUUAAUAUACUUUAAAACAAGGAAUACAGGAGGCCAUGCUUUGACACAAGGCAACCAGAAUUUCAACCCAUUUAUACUGAUGCCAGCUGCAAUGUUUGAUUUGAUUGGCACCUCAAUAAUGUAUAUUGGACUUACCCUUACUUAUGCAAGCAGUUUCCAAAUGUUCCGAGGUUCAAUCAUUCUCUUUGUUGCUGUAUUUUCAACAACAUUCCUUGAACGUAAGAUUGUUUCAAGAGAAUGGGCUGGAAUAGCUGGAGUACUUUUGGGUCUUGUUAUUGUUGGGGCUACAGAUGCCAUAUACCAGGCCCCAGGUGAGGCUAAAGGUAGAAACAGUGUCAUAACAGGAGAUAUGCUGAUUAUUGUUGCACAAGUUGUUUCCGCCUGCCAGAUGGUAUACGAAGAGAAAUAUGUUACUGGUCUUAAUAUACCAUCAAUGCAAGCUGUCGGAUGGGAAGGCAUAUUCGGUUUUUCAGUCCUUUCGGGACUGUUAGUGAUAUUCUACUGGGUGCCAGCGCCAAGCCACUUUGGUAACAAUCCUCGAGGUACAGUAGAAGAUGCGAUUGAUGGAUUAAUACAAAUAGGAAAUAACCCGUUGCUCCUUGUAGCAGUUAUAGGAACAAUAAUAUCUAUUGCUUUCUUUAACUUUGCGGGUAUAAGUGUUACCAAAGAACAAUCUGCUACUUCUAGAAUGGUACUGGAUUCUAUAAGAACAUUUUUCAUCUGGAUGGUGUCUCUUGCUGUCUCUUGGCAGGUUUUCCACUGGCAACACCUUGUUGGCUUUAGUAUACUGUUAUUGGGCAUGUUUAAAUACAAUGGUGUUUUACCUGAGUGUAGCCUCUUUCGUAGAAAUACUGACAAUGUUAUACAAGAGGAGGAGAGAGGUGUGGUUAAUGCUGAAGCUGAUAAUCCUCAAGAUGUGUAAAUACUCAUAUCAUUAUCCCGUAUUGAAAGCCAUUAUUAUUUUUUAUGUAUCAAAGUUAG